AUCUGAUUCAAUUCAAUUUUAAAAGCUCCAUCCUUUAAUCUCAGUCAUUGGUUCAUCUAUAUCAUUCAAACCAACGGCUGAGAUCAAAUCUUCAUCUUCUCUAUUCUCCUGGCAGCGAACGGCGCAGGCCAGCGAGCAGCCGCGAAAACCAGCCGGAAACCGGGCGAGGACCUGAUCUGACAGGCGAGGCUCUUUCUCUCUUCUCCUCCGCUCCAGUGAGGACGACAACAACAAACAGCAGCUCCAGCUGCUCUGACCAGCGAGCAGCGAGCGGCAAGCAGACAACUCCGGCGAAGGCAAGGUAAUCACCGGCGAACCUCAUUGAAGACGACAACAACAACAGCGAGAUCCUCCGCAUCUCCAUUUCUCUCCUCUUCGGCGAAGUUCUAGUAAUCCAGGAAACUAGGAGUGAUCACGAUGGGACUUCUCAGCAUAAUCCGAAAGAUCAAGCGAAAAGAAAAGGAGAUGCGCAUCCUUAUGGUGGGUCUUGACAACUCUGGUAAGACAACAAUAGUGUUAAAAAUAAAUGGUGAAGACACAAGUGUCAUCAGUCCAACUCUUGGCUUCAACAUCAAAACCAUUACGUAUCAGAAGUAUACCCUCAAUAUAUGGGAUGUUGGGGGGCAGAAAACAAUACGGUCUUAUUGGAGAAACUACUUUGAGCAAACUGAUGGCUUGGUGUGGGUUGUGGAUAGUUCUGAUCUGAGAAGGCUAGAUGACUGCAGAUAUGAGCUACAUAAUCUUCUGAAGGAGGAGAGGCUAUCAGGAGCAUCAUUAUUGAUUUUUGCAAAUAAGCAGGACAUACAAGGUGCUCUUUCUCCGGAUGAAAUAGCCAAAGUGCUUAAUCUGGAGGCUAUGGACAACAGCAGGCACUGGCGAAUCGUGGGAUGUAGUGCAUACACAGGAGACGGGCUACUUGAGGGAUUUGAUUGGCUGGUACAAGACGUUGCAUCGCGAAUCUAUAUGCUUGAUUAAGUGAAAAUUUUACAUUAAGAUUUUGAUUCCUGCAAGAUGACAUUGUUAAGAUCUUUUGGAUAUACAACAUUUGUGCAUGUAAAGAUAAAGAAAAUCAUGCAAGUGGAAUUUUACUAGCUACUGCUCAAAAUGACCAUUUGUGAGGAAAUUCUUUUAAGACCUUUCCCAAUAUGCCAGUCUUUUGUUGUAAUUA
Solanum pennellii is the source of this 1168-nucleotide messenger RNA. Its product is annotated as ADP-ribosylation factor-like protein 2. Gene Ontology annotation, cellular component: microtubule cytoskeleton; cytoplasm. Gene Ontology annotation, biological process: protein folding. The record is from RefSeq and is a predicted model, not a curated record. Bases 418 to 975 code for a protein of 185 amino acids. Gene Ontology annotation, molecular function: GTPase activity; GTP binding. The transcript is spliced from 6 exons. NCBI's taxonomy places the organism in Eukaryota, Viridiplantae, Streptophyta, Magnoliopsida, Solanales, Solanaceae.